CACCAUCUUCGGGAUUCUGAUGGGGACCAGUGAGGCAGCGCUUCGAAUGGAAAAUGUUGAACUGAAAGAGGAAUGGCAGGAUGAUGAUUUUCCCAGACCGAUUCCAGAGGAACAAGGCAUGGAUGUUCUUGGACGAGUGCCAGCUCUAGAAAAUAGAACUUUGCCACCUAACACCCUGAAUAUCAUUGGGAAUCAUCCAACACGUAAGACUCUUGUUGCCCCAGAAAUUAACAUCUCGCUGGAUCAGAGUGAAGGCUCCAUUUUGUCAGAUGACUACCUGGAUACGCCUGAUGACCUCGACAUUAAUGUUGAUGACCUGGAGACUCCGGAUGAGACGGAUUCCCUGGAAUAUUUAGGAAAUGGAAAUGAGUUGGAGUGGGAAGAUGAUACUCCAGUUGCAAGCGCAAAAAACUCUCCCAGUGCAAAGGGGGGCUCCUUUGAAGACUGUGCAGAAGAUGGAGAAUCUACCAAUGGGAGACUGUGGAGGACAAUCAUCAUCGGAGAGCAGGAACACAGGAUUGAUAUGAAAAUCAUCAGGCCAUAUAUGAGAGUGGUGACACAUGGAGGUUAUUACGGUGACGGUCUGAAUGCAAUUAUCGUAUUUGCUGCGUGUUAUUUACCCGAUAGUGGUUGUGCAGAUUAUACCUACAUCAUGGAAAACCUCUUCCUGUAUGUAAUCAGUAUCUUGGAGCUGCUGGUUGCUGAAGACUACAUGAUCAUUUACCUGAAUGGGGCCACUCCUCGCAGAAGGAUGCCAGGCCUAGGCUGGCUGAAGAAAUGUUACCAGAUGAUAGACAGAAGGCUAAGGAAGAACCUGAAGUCAUUAAUAAUUGUUCACCCGUCCUGGUUUAUUAGGACUGUGCUGGCAAUCUCCAGGCCAUUCAUUAGUUUUAAGUUCAUGAGUAAGAUUCAGUACGCUCACACUCUCUCAGAACUGGAACAGGCUAUUCCCAUGGAGCAGGUGCAGAUCCCAGAGUGUGUUUUACAAUUCGAGGAAGAAAGAAUAAAAUCAAGGAGGUCUAGAACAGAAGAUGGUCAGUCUGCGAUUGAGAAAAACAGAUCUGAAGCUGCAGCUGAAGAGCAGGAGUAAAGGAAGCUAAGAACCUUCAGAUCAAAAGCUGGAAUUCAGAGAAAACUGGAUGAAGUUCAUGACAAGAAAGUUCUUUUGAAAUAAUGUGACCAAGUUUGAUGGUUAUAAGAAUUGACUUUCACUCUCUGCCACUGAUUCCAGGAUGCAGACACUGGGCCCCGAGUUCAUUGGAACUCAGUUGCCAUUGAUCAGGCCAUUUUAACAUGACAUGGAGUUUCUUAUGUCAUAACCAUAAAAAAUAUGUGGGAUAUGGUCAUAAUCCUAUUGCCAAAAGAGUACCCUAAGCAUAGCUGUUGAGAAUCAACUCAUAUCUCUAUUUCUUCCCCUAAUUUACUGAAGCACUGAUGUUGCCGUAUUGUGGGCUCCAUGGGCACCAAUUUCCCUCCGAUACUCCGAAUCUUUGUUGGCUUCAAGGCUGAUCUGGAUAAUCUGUUGUGCAAAUGUCAAAACCCAAACUUAAUUCUCUCCUUAACCAACUCUUACACGAGAGUCGCUUACUAACAAUCCAAUGAAGGCAGUAGGUUUUUCAUGUAAGCAAGCCUUAGGUGUUCUUUGCCAGUUCUGUUGUAUUAAAGGGCUCUACAAAAGGAUUCUCCACUUUCAGCAGUGAUGGGUAAUGAGGAUUCCAAAGAUGAUGGGUCUGGGAAAGAUCAUAUUGCUACAUUUCAGCUUUCUGUUAAGGCAGAAUAGGAAUCUUUUACAGCAUUCGAAACAUAAUUACUCGAGGCUAACGUUGGUGC
Hemiscyllium ocellatum (epaulette shark) is the source of this 1830-nucleotide messenger RNA. RefSeq names its product caytaxin-like. Gene Ontology annotation, biological process: apoptotic process. Gene Ontology annotation, cellular component: cytoplasm. The coding region runs from base 20 to 1090 and encodes 356 amino acids. The record is from RefSeq and is a predicted model, not a curated record. The transcript is spliced from 12 exons. NCBI's taxonomy places the organism in Eukaryota, Metazoa, Chordata, Chondrichthyes, Orectolobiformes, Hemiscylliidae.